AUGGCCCCGCCAGCCUGGCGCCGGCGGACCCUGGAGCGGUGCCUGAGGGAGGUCGGUAAAGCCACCGAUAGGCCAGAGUGCUUCCUCACCAUUCAACAUGAACUGGCAUCAAAGUUUACUUCUUUAACAAAAGUACUUUAUGACUUUAAUAAAGUACUAGAGAAUGACAGGAAACAUGGGAGUCCUUUAGAAAAAUUGAUGAUAAAAAAUUUCGAUGAUGAGCAGAUUUGGCAACAAUUGGAACUGCAAAAUGAACCAAUUUUACAGCACUUCCAGAGUGCAGUUAGUGAAACCAUUGAAGAUGAAGACAUCAGUCUUCUUCCAGAGAGUGAAGAGCAGGAGUGUGAAGAGGAUGUGAUGGAGCUGGAGGCUCUUGGCCAGGAGGACCUGGAACAAGAUUUAGAGGAGGAAGAGGAGGAGGAAGUGUCAGACGUGAGUGCUGAUGAUCCUGAAGCAGAUCAGAGAGCCCCAAACUCAAGCAAAUUGGAUCUGAGGAAAAGCCCAGAUUUCAGUGAUGAGAACUCUGAUCUUGAUUUUGAUAUCAGCAAACUGGAACGUCAGAGCAAGGUGCAAAGCAGAGUGCCUAGGAAACCAACAGAAAAGUCGAUAGUAGAUGAUAAAUUCUUCAAGCUCUCUGAGAUGGAGACCUUUUUAGAGAACAUGGAAAAGGAAGAGGAACACAGAGAAGACCAAGAGGAAGAUGAUGUUGAUUUUUUUGAAGAUGUGGAUUCCGAUGAAGAUGAAGGACUGUUUGGAGGCCAAGAUCUUAAGUCAGGUAAAAGUUCCAGAAACCUGAAAUACAAAGAUUUCUUUGAUCCAGUUGAAAGUGAUGAAGACGUAGCAGGUGUCCACGAUGAUGGGAAUGAACUGGCUUCAAAUGAAGAGGAAGAGAUUGCUGAAGGAGAAGAAAGCAUUUCUGAAACGGAUGAAGAUGAUGACCUCGAAGAAAGUGGAGACAGUAAACAACAUAAAGAAACCUCGAAAAGAGUGACCUUUGCUGUGCCCAAUGAUGAGGACACUGAAGAUAAAAACGUCUUAAAUGUACAGAAAGACUCUGAUGAAGUCAAGUCCUCUUUUGAAAAAAGACAAGAAAAGAUGAAUGAAAAAAUUGCAUCUUUGGAAAAAGAGUUGUUGGAGAAGAAACCUUGGCAGCUUCAAGGAGAAGUGACAGCGCAGAAGCGGCCCGAGAACAGCCUCCUGGAAGAGACCCUGCACUUUGACCACGCCGUGCGCAUGGCACCUGUGAUCACAGAGGAGACCACUCUCCAACUAGAGGAUAUCAUUAAGCAGAGGAUAAGAGAUCAGGCUUGGGAUGAUGUCGUACGCAAAGAAAAGCCUAAAGAGGAUGCAUUUGAGUAUAAAAAGCGUUUAACACUGGACCACGAGAAGAGUAAAUUGAGCCUUGCUGAAAUUUACGAACAGGAGUACAUCAGACUCAACCAGCAAAAAACAGCAGAGGAAGAAAAUCCAGAGCAUGUAGAAAUCCAGAAGAUGAUGGACUCCCUCUUCUUAAAGUUGGAUGCGCUCUCAAACUUCCACUUCAUCCCCAAGCCACCUGUUCCAGAGAUUAAAGUGGUAUCAAAUCUGCCCGCUGUCACCAUGGAGGAGGUUGCCCCCGUGAGUGUCAGUGACGCAGCCCUCCUGGCCCCAGAGGAGGUCAAGGAAAAAAAUAAAGCUGGAGAUAUAAAAACAACUGCUGAGAAAACAGCUACAGAUAAGAAACGAGAAAGGAGAAAAAAGAAAUAUCAAAAGCAUUUGAAAAUAAAGGAGAAAGAAAAGCGGAGAAGACUUCUUGAAAAGAAUAACCCAGACCAGGCAGGGAGAUAUACCAAAGCCGUAGCCUCUGAAAAGCUGAAACAGCUGACCAAGACGGGCAAAGCCUCUCUGCUAAAGGAUGAAGGUAAAGACAAAGCCUUAAAAUCAUCUCAGGCAUUCUUUUCUAAAUUACAAGAUCAAGUGAAAAUGCAAAUCAGCAAUGCAAAGAAAACUGAGAAGAAAAAGAAGAAAAGCCAGGAUAUAUCGGUUCAUAAAUUAAAGCUGUAA
Messenger RNA from Rangifer tarandus platyrhynchus (Svalbard reindeer), 2043 nucleotides. The record is from the annotation of a GenBank genome assembly. NCBI's taxonomy places the organism in Eukaryota, Metazoa, Chordata, Mammalia, Artiodactyla, Cervidae.